AUGGCCACGACGUACGGAAACGAUAGUGCCUCCGCCCAUCCGCCUUCACCGACGAUCCUUCGCGGAGACAUACUCUGUGAGAUAUUCUACGCGUGCGCGAUCGCAGACGCGCCCAAGCGUGGCGACCUUGGUUGGAUCCGACUGUCAUUCGUGUCCAGGCUCUGGCGCGCGACGAUUCUUGAUCUACCGGUACUAUGGGCGCGCGUCAUCUGCGUGUAUCCAAAGGCAUUCAAUACCAUGUUGUCACGCGCCCGCGAUGCGCCCCUUACUCUUGAUCUUGCCGAGCUCAGACGCGCUACGGGUGAUACUGCUAGUCCUGUAAGCGUGGAGGGUUUGAUGUCCUUCGUGGAAGGCAUUCUAUCCCAAGCACGUACAGUGAUGGAUGCGGUUCAAGACCGCGCCGACGCACCCAACUGGCCAGAGCUUCUGCAUAGCCGUGCAUUGCCGACCCUCCGUCUCCUCAAUUUAUCUUUCGGAGAAGUGGUAGCUCCGGAUUCCCAAUGGAAUGCAGCCACGGCGCUGGAAGCACCCAACCUGCGCACACUAGGACUGAUGAACUUCAUUUUCCCUAUACGCGCUGCAAGCUUGCAGUCUCUGACGCUCAUGCGCCACGAUCCCGUCGGUCCGGGAAGCAUCGCGUCUUCCAUCCAAUCGCUUACCGAUUACCUCCGAGGUUUCCCAUCGCUGCAGAGUUUCGUGCUGCUUGACCUCUUUGAGGACGAUCAAUGGUCCAGACCUCUCGAGGAUGGUGAUCUGGAUGAGCUGGCGAAUGGCUCGCGACUCGCACUCCGCUUGCCACAGCUCCGCCAGCUUUCCCUCAGGUCCCUCUCCUGCUACGUCGCACUUCUUUGGGGCACGAUACAGGCUCCUCGUGCAUUUGUGCAUCUUGACAUCAACUCCCCCAGCCACAUCGAGAUGCUCCUAGACCGCGUUCAACAUUUUUUCGAUGCUGAGAAGAAUGGAGUGCUCACCAUCACUCCCGACCGGGAUCCCUGGACCAUCCAGUAUGGUUGGUCGGAGCCCCCUACGACGUCGGCGCAAACCUUUCGGCUUUUCAAUUUCAUGCAGCCCCAACUUGAUGUAUCCAGAUUCUGUAGCGUUACCUAUGGCGAUCCCCAGGGCGGUGACAAUAGCGAAACAUCCCUUCUGGAAGUAACAACGAAGUUCACCGUUGCGAUAUGCAGAUCCGUCUCCCCCAUACACACUCUAUAUGUCGUCGAGGGAGAAAGCGCACAAUACGAUCAAGGGCAUAGACCGGCAUCACUUCCAUGCAUGACGUUGUGUGCUCUCUUAUCCGAUCCAAACAUACCCUACGUGCCCAAUGUCGAGUUGCAGGCCGCUCGCCUCGACGAGGACGAGGUGCACAGACUCAGAGCCAGUAUCGCCGCUUGCGUGGAGAGGUGGGGAAGGCGACUUCAGCGUCUGAUCGUGCGCGGUUUCCCUCUGAGCUGGGUCCUGGACCAGGAACUCAGAACGCGGGAAUGCCAGCUCUUUGAGGAGUUCGCUGAAAAAGUCCACUUCACGCUGCUCGGCGUGUCAGAUUACGAGCGAUCUCGCAGAGUCAACCUGGUCCCAGGCCGUAUCAAAUUUGCGUGA
Molecule: messenger RNA, 1596 nt
Organism: Peniophora sp. CBMAI 1063
Lineage: Eukaryota; Fungi; Basidiomycota; Agaricomycetes; Russulales; Peniophoraceae
Source: the annotation of a GenBank genome assembly